UUAUGCUUAAAUUUGACUCCAUACAUCACCGGAACGCAAUUUUCUCUCUACCUGAAUCUGAUCUCUGCAAACCAACUCUGUCAAUCGUACUUUUGUAGAGUGGCGAUCCAGGGUAAAGGGUGAAGAUUGAAGACGAUAGGAAAUGGAGGGUGGAAUUACGGCGGAGGACUUGUCGACGAUCGGCGGCAUAGCCACCGUCUCGCUGCUGCACUCCUUCAUCCCUACACAUUGGCUCCCGUUUUCCAUUGUCGGCCGCGCUCAGAAAUGGACUCUCUCUCGCACUCUUCUCGUCACUGCAUUUGGAGCAGUAUUGCAUGUUCUAUCCACUUCGCUACUCGGCAUAACAGCAAUCACCAUAACAAACACUAUAGCUGGAGAGGAAACUGUGCAUAAACUUGCAUCUUUGUUGCUGAUUUUUCUUGGUGGUGGUUACAUCGUGUUAUUUCUGACUGGAAAGGGUGGUCAUAGCCAUUCUCACAAUCAACCUAUGGAAAAAAUGGCUGUUGCCGGUCUUGUUCUCGUCCCUGCAUUGUCUCCUUGUGCAACCACUCUUCCAGUAUUUCUUGCUGUUGGAAACUCAUCCUCGAUGAUGGUGCUUGCCAUCAUAGUCCUGUUAUUCAGCACGAUAACUGUAAUGACGUCGCUAGUGGCUCUCUCAUUUUACGGUGCAAGUCAGCUCAAGUUUCACUGGGUGGAACGCUACGACAAGCUUCUUGUAGGAUCAGUUCUAUGUUUAGUCGGAGUUCUGACCCUCAUUUUCCACGAUCAUGAUGGAGAAGCUGGUUCAAACGGAGAGCAUUUGCAUCGGAAAAUAAUCUCUUUGUAAGGAUAUUAGCAUUAGGGAUGUAUUCCUUGUUUCUAAGUUUUGAGGUAUGAUGAUUCCAAGUGAUGAUACAAAAUACGUAAGAACUGUUAAACAUAUUUGUCUUGUUCAAUCGGAUCAACGAGCUAACAUGGAAGUUCUUGCUUUCUCGAUCUUCA
This is a messenger RNA of Salvia hispanica, 981 nucleotides long. RefSeq names its product Fe(3+) dicitrate transport system permease. Lineage: Eukaryota; Viridiplantae; Streptophyta; Magnoliopsida; Lamiales; Lamiaceae. The record is from RefSeq and is a predicted model, not a curated record.